CGCUUCUGAUUCAAUGAUGCUAUUUGCGCUCAUGCUAACGGCUGCUUCAGGGUCUAGUUGCAUUGCAAUUUAUUUUUGGCGUCAGUCAUUUGAAUUUCGCCCCAGCGCAGGCAAGAAUCGCCUCAACGAUUUUCUGUUUUGAACAUCAUACAGCUGCGCUUCAUUCUUUUUUUUUGGCUUAUUGUCAGCGUUUGGACUUACCUCACUGGCUGCAAGUGGACAGCGUUCGCGUUGCUAAUUUAUGAAAACAAUGGGUUGUACGGCGUACUGGGACUAACUGAAUCUAGCUAUAAGGCGCCCCAAACAUGACCAAAGAAGACGAGAUCCCCGACUGGGUCGGAGCGCAGGAGUUUUAUGAUAAAUAUGAACCGAAGGAGAUACUGGGAAGGGGCGUGAGCAGUGUCGUGCGCCGCUGUGUGCACAAGCGCACCUUGCAGGACUAUGCGGUGAAGAUCAUCGACAUCACGCCCUCCGAUAAGAUGACCUCACAGGAGAUCCAGGAGAUCCAGGAGGCCACCGUGAAGGAGAUCGACAUCCUGAAGAAGGUCUACGGGCAGGACAACAUCAUUCAGCUGAAAGACUGUUUUGAGUCCAAGGCUUUCUUCUUCCUGGUGUUUGACCUGAUGAAGAGGGGCGAGCUGUUCGACUACCUGACAGAGAUGGUCACGCUGAGCGAGAAGGAGACCAGGAAGAUCAUGCGAGCCCUGCUGGAGGUGGUCCAGUUCCUGCACUCCCAGAACAUCGUCCACCGCGACCUAAAACCGGAGAACAUCCUCCUGGACGACGACAUGAACAUCAAGCUCACAGACUUUGGCUUCUCCGUCCAGAUCGAGCCGGGCCAGAAGCUCAACGAGGUGUGCGGGACACCUGGAUACCUGGCUCCCGAAAUCAUACAGUGCUCCAUGGACCCCAACAGUCCCGGAUAUGGGACCGCUGUCGACCUGUGGAGUUCGGGGGUCAUCAUGUACACCCUAUUGGCCGGUUCGCCGCCAUUCUGGCACCGGAAGCAGAUGCUGAUGCUCCGUAUGAUCCUGUCCGGGAAUUACCAGUUUUCCUCCCCGGAGUGGGACGACCGCUCCGACACCGUAAAAGACCUGAUCUCACACCUGCUGGUGGUGGACCCUGACAGGCGCUUCACUGCCACAGACGCGCUCAAUCACCCCUUCUUCCAGCAGUACGUGGUGGCAGAGGUGCGCCACUUUAGCCCCUACAGGAAGUUCAAGGUGAUCUGUAUGACUGUUCUGGCGACGAUGCGGAUCUACUGUAACUACCGGCGGGCGAAGCCGGUGACGAAGGAGGUGAUCCGCAGCGACCCGUACGCCCUGAAGCCGCUGCGCAAGCUGAUCGACGGCUGCGCCUUCAAGAUCUACGGCCACUGGGUGAAGAAGGGCCAGGCGCAGAACCGCGCCGCGCUGUUUGAGAACACGCCCAAGGCCAUCCUGCUGUCGCUGGCCAGCGAGGGGGAGGACACACCGCUGCGCAGCUGGUAACCAGGGGGACCCCCGAAAAACACCGUCACCCCCAAAAACACCGUCACCCCAAAAACACCAUCACCAACACCCCAAAAACACCGUCACCCCAAAACCACCUUCACCAACUCCCCAAAAACACCCCAAAAACACCGUCACCCCAAAAACACCAUCACCAACACCCCAAAAACACCGUCACCCCAAAAACACCAUCACCAACACCCCAAAAACACCGUCGCCCAAAAAACACCAUCACCAACACCCCAAAAACACCGUCACCCCAAAAACACGUCACCUCAAAAACACCCCAAAAACACCGUCACCCCAAAAACCCCAACACCCCAAAAACACCGUCACCAACACCCCAAAAACACCAUCACCAACACCCCAAAAACACCAACUCCCCAAAAACACCAACACUCUAACACCCCCAACACCCCCAACACAACACACCCAAAAUGCCCAAAACCAACAGAGACUCAUUCAAUCAAACUACAAAAAGGUCUGGCCCUACAUUUCAGCUUUAGCCUACCGCCAGCUUUAUCUUGUCAUAAAAUAAAUACUUUUUUUUUAAAUUAUGUGCUUUUAUUCUGUUCUUGGCUAAAGUUGGGCAUUGUAAAGUGGCAUUCGAUGGGAACAGAGGAGAGUCGUGUCUGAAUCCCAUAAACACACGCGGUCCUGAGCACACACACGCGGUCCCACACACACACCGCUCAGUCAGGGCGGUGCAGAAGAUGACGUUCACAUGUUCAAAUCUCCAAGAUCCAGACCCACAGAUGUGAAUGACUGAAGCCCUUGGAAUGUGUUUGAUUGGCUGAAGUGAUGACUACAUCAGUCAGUGCUGUCUGUGUGUGGCUGACCGAGCCAGUGCUCACAUUGCUUGGCUGUUUGAUUGGCCGAGUUGAUCUUGCGUCCCUUUGUUUGAUUGGCUGCGCUGAGUCACAUGCUUGUGUCUCCAGAGGACAGUGAACCAGCGGAGCAAAGCCAGGGCCACUGAUUAAAGAAAUUAAUUCAGUAUCUAUUCAUCAGAUGUAUCCUCUAUAUACUCCCACAUACUGCUCAUAUAAUAACUCCUUAAUAUUGCUCCAUAUGAGCUCCUAUAACACAUACUGUACAAUAUGGCCCUGUUUAAAAAUGAAUUAGUUAUUCCUUUUUUAUUUUGUCAGUUAAACCUAAAACAAAAAAAACUGCUCUUAAAACAUAAAAAUGUUUUUUAAAGCAGGGCCAUUUAUUUGCAGCUCUAUUUUGCUCAUGCAUGGAAUUAUAUUUAUGAUAUUUAGUUUCUUUGUUUUGCAGUGUUGGGAACUACUUAUUAAACAAAAAAAAACCUGCAUACUUGAAAUGUUUUGCACAGGAAUGUACAGUGCAUUAUUUAUUUGGGAAAUACUGCAGUAUUAAUAUCUAGUUGCUGAAUCUGUCACAGAUAGUUUGCAUUAAUUCAGAUGUGUUUCUGCUACUGUUGCAUCCGGACGCGCAUUAACUAAUCUGUUCAGAGACGGGAAGAAAUACCCCAACAUGUAUCCUGUAAUAAAAUACCUCUCUAAUAAAGUGUCUGUGGACUA
Messenger RNA from Conger conger (European conger), 3031 nucleotides. Its product is annotated as phosphorylase b kinase gamma catalytic chain, skeletal muscle/heart isoform-like. Gene Ontology annotation, molecular function: calmodulin binding; ATP binding; phosphorylase kinase activity. The coding region runs from base 306 to 1490 and encodes 394 amino acids. Gene Ontology annotation, biological process: glycogen biosynthetic process; protein phosphorylation. The transcript is spliced from 10 exons. Lineage: Eukaryota; Metazoa; Chordata; Actinopteri; Anguilliformes; Congridae. The record is from RefSeq and is a predicted model, not a curated record. Gene Ontology annotation, cellular component: phosphorylase kinase complex.